AUGGAAACACCUGAAUGGUUAGAUAAUGCAGUAAAUUUGGGGUUUGAUGGGGGGGUUGUAAUGGGCGCUGAUUCAAGAACUACUACUGGGGCCUAUAUCGCAAAUAGAGUAACUAAUAAAAUUACACCAAUCCAUGAAAAAAUUUAUUGUUGUAGAUCAGGUUCAGCUGCAGAUACUCAAGCAAUUUCUGAUUACGUUAGAUAUUAUCUCGAAAUGCAUACUUCAGAAUUAUGUGAUGAUCCAGAUGUCAAAACAGCAGCUAGUCUUUUCCAAUUACUUUGCUACAGCAAUAAAAAUAAUUUAAUGGCAGGUAUUAUUGUCGCCGGUUGGGACAAACAUCAAGGUGGUAGUGUUUAUAAUAUUUCACUUGGUGGCUCAAUGGUAAAACAACCAUUUGCCAUUGGUGGUUCUGGUUCAACUUAUAUUUAUGGUUAUUGUGAUUCUAAAUUUAAACCUGGAAUGACAAAAGAAGAAUGUGUUGAAUUUGUUAAAAAUUCUUUGGCUCUUGCUAUGUUUAGAGAUGGUUCAUCUGGUGGUGUUAUUAGAUUAUGUAUUAUUGAUAAAAAUGGUCCAGAACGUAGAAUGAUCCCAGCUACUGAAUUACCAAGAUUCUGGGAGGGCUAAUUUCUUUUUUUUACAUUUAAAAGAAAAAUUUUGUAUAAAAAUUAAAAAAAUAAAAUAAUAAAAAAAAAAAACAAAUUUUAAAUC
Molecule: messenger RNA, 708 nt
Organism: Dictyostelium purpureum
Lineage: Eukaryota; Evosea; Eumycetozoa; Dictyosteliales; Dictyosteliaceae
Product: proteasome subunit beta type 6
Exons: 5
Coding region: 1-624 (207 amino acids)
Cellular component (GO): proteasome core complex
Molecular function (GO): threonine-type endopeptidase activity
Source: RefSeq, a predicted model, not a curated record